AUGAAAAUUCAAUUGGAAAAUGUGAAUUUUGAUAGUGGUUUUAGUUACAAUGGUUGCAAUGUUGAUGAUGUGUAUUUGAUUCAGUACACUUCUGGGGCAACACAUGUGUUGACAUCCCCGAAUACAUUUGUCAAUCGUCCUAGAAUAUGGCUUGAAUUGAUUUCGGAGUUCAAGGCAACUUGCACUCCUGUUCCUUCAUUUGCUUUACCACUCGUGUUGAAACGUGGUCAUACUGGGGAAACUAUCACAGGAAUUGUUAAUAAUCCUAUUAGUAUGUUGAGCUUGAAGAAUUUGAUCAUCGUUAACGAGCCAAUUUACAAUGAUUGUGUUGAAGAAUUUGCUGAAUUUUUUAGGCCUUUAGGUCUUAAUCCUUUUGCAAUUUCCCCCUCAUAUGGCUUAGCUGAGAAUGGAACAUUUGUUUCAACAUCAUGGAGAAGUAGUAAUUGUGACAAAUUUUCGACGUAUAAAAAGCUCUUGCCAAGUGCUAGACUUGAUGAAGAUGUAGACAUUGAAAUUCUAGUUGUGAAUGAAGAAACAAAUGAGAUUGUGGAAGAUGGAAUUGAAGGAGAAAUAUGGAUUUCAUCUCCUAGCAAUGCUAUUGGAUAUUUAGGACAUCCAUAUUUAACUCAACAAGUGUUCAAUGCCAGGCUAAAAAAUAAGGCGGGAAAUUGCUAUAUUCGAACAGGGGAUAGAGGAGUUGUCAAAGGAGAACAAAGAUUUUUAUACGUGACAGGACGAUGCUCAGACAUUCUCAAACUCCCAAAUGGACGAGAAAUACAUCCACAUUAUUUGGAGACAUCAACUUAUAAUACUUGUCCGAAUUUCCUAAGAGGUGGUUGUGUUGCAGCGUUUGAGAUGUCUGAAUAUGAAUACACAUCUAUAGCUGUUGUUGCGGAGAUGCAGAGAAAAGGUGAAACAGAGAGUGAUAUGUUUUUGAAGCAAAUAUGUGAAGGAAUAAGGAAAGGAGUAAUGAAAGAAGAAGGUGUUGGAAUUGGACUUGUGGUACUUGUUAAAUUUGGAAGUGUACCAAAGACUACUUCUGGGAAAAUACAAAGAUGGCUUGCUAAGUAUAAAUUUAUGAAGUCACAAAUGAAUAUUAUCAUGCAAAUGAAGUUUGAUAAUAAUAAUGGUAGUAGUGUUCAAAGCACAAUGCAAAAAGUGGUGCAAAUUGGAAAAAAAGAGUCUAAAAAGGGAAAGAAAGUGCUAGUUUUGGAAGAAGAAGAAGAAGGGAUGUUUUUUGCUCCAAUAAAUAGGACUUUGAAAGCUUCUCUUUAA
This is a messenger RNA of Solanum dulcamara, 1275 nucleotides long. RefSeq lists its product as uncharacterized. NCBI's taxonomy places the organism in Eukaryota, Viridiplantae, Streptophyta, Magnoliopsida, Solanales, Solanaceae. The coding region runs from base 1 to 1275 and encodes 424 amino acids. The record is from RefSeq and is a predicted model, not a curated record. The transcript is spliced from 2 exons.